CCUGAGUCUGCGCCCGAAUCGGAACCAAUUCCCAAGGCUGCACCUUCACCCGAACCUGAACCUGCAUCUAAAUCUGAACCUGAACCUGCACCCAAAUCUCAAGCUGCGCCCAAACCUGCACCUGAAUCUGAACCUUCACCCGAACCUGAACCUGCAUCCGCAUCUGAACCUGCGCCUGAACCUGCACCUGUCGCCCAAAUCUCAACCUGCACCCGAGCCUGCAUCUGA
Tinamus guttatus (white-throated tinamou) is the source of this 228-nucleotide messenger RNA. Lineage: Eukaryota; Metazoa; Chordata; Aves; Tinamiformes; Tinamidae. The record is from RefSeq and is a predicted model, not a curated record.